Messenger RNA from Arabidopsis lyrata subsp. lyrata, 693 nucleotides. RefSeq names its product bidirectional sugar transporter SWEET1-like. Gene Ontology annotation, molecular function: sugar transmembrane transporter activity. Bases 162 to 674 code for a protein of 170 amino acids. Gene Ontology annotation, biological process: carbohydrate transport. Gene Ontology annotation, cellular component: membrane. The transcript is spliced from 4 exons. The record is from RefSeq and is a predicted model, not a curated record. Lineage: Eukaryota; Viridiplantae; Streptophyta; Magnoliopsida; Brassicales; Brassicaceae.
AAUAUUGGUGUUUCGCGGUUGGCACACGCCGGUUCUCGAUAUAUACCUGAGGAAUACGCUUGCCGAUUAGAAACACUUAUUACUUGCAUUCUCUCGCAUUUUCUCUCACUUUCUCUCUCGGCUUACAAACACAAAUCUUUAGUCACCUUAAAGAUCAAAAGAUGAAUCUCGCUCACACCAUCUUCGGCGUUUUCGGAAAUGCAACUGCUCUGUUUCUCUUCUUGGCUCCUUCGAUAACAUUCAAGAGAAUCAUCAAGAACAAAUCAACUGAACAAUUCUCUGGUAUUCCUUACCCAAUGACUCUCCUCAACUGUCUCCUCUCCGCUUGGUACGGGCUUCCAUUUGUGUCAAAAGACAACUUACUUGUGAGCACAAUCAAUGGCACAGGAGCAGCGAUUGAGAUAAUCUACGUGUUAAUCUUCCUUUUCUACGCACCAAAGAAGGAGAAAGCAAAGAUCUUUGGUAUCUUCACUUGCGUCUUGGCCGUAUUCGCAACAGUAGCUCUCGUCUCUCUCUCUGCCCUCCAUGGAAACUCAAGAAAACUCUUCUGUGGUAUCGCAGCCACUGUUUUCUCCAUCAUCAUGUACGCUUCUCCACUCUCCAUCAUGGUAAGCAAAUCAAUUAUUGUGUCUCUUUCAAUUUUUUACUCUUUUUUGAGGUUGUUGAUUUACUGACUUGAUUUACUUUAUCUUA